Messenger RNA from Leptidea sinapis, 2210 nucleotides. RefSeq names its product collagen alpha-1(IX) chain-like. The record is from RefSeq and is a predicted model, not a curated record. The transcript is spliced from 23 exons. Lineage: Eukaryota; Metazoa; Arthropoda; Insecta; Lepidoptera; Pieridae. The coding region runs from base 89 to 2197 and encodes 702 amino acids.
GCUUUAUUAGCUAUUCAGAAGCAUGGUGAGAAGUCGACACAAGCUUUGUGGUUGAGUCGAAAUUGUGAAUCUUAGUGAACAAAACAAUAUGUAUUUUAGGUUUGGCUACGUAGUCAUUUUAAUAAUAUCAUUACAUUUCAUUAGCUGUUCAGAAAAUUCCACAACAGGUGGACCUUCGCCAAAAGCCUCAAUUCCAUGCUCAGCCUUGCUACCAGGCGAUGUAGACUUCCAGACAGUAGAUCUGAUCGCUGCGUACCAGCUUGAUCGUCCAGAAACAACUGGAGUUACUCUAGUUCAGGGGUCCCAGGACUUGCAGAGGGCGUAUCGUAUUGGCGACGGAGCUAACCUCACAAUACCAAUCAGGCAUGUUUUUCGCAAUGGACUUCCCGAGCGGUUCAGCGUAGUGGCAACCUUCAACGCGCAUGGUCACAGACACCCGUGGAGCUUGCUGCGAAUACGAGACCAGGGGCUGUUGGUGUCUCUCACCCUGAUGCCCAGAGUACGGAAGUUUGCUGUCUUUGUGCAGAAAGCUAGAGCGAUUUUUACAUGCCCUGAGUUAUUUAGUAAUGGAUGGCACAAAGUCCACGUUUCAAUCACCAACGACACUGUAUCUGCUGCGGUCGAUUGUAAGGAGUUGGAGCCACAAGUAAUAGGCGAACAUAACUUCACCAAUGCAACCAGCUUGACGAUCAUCUCUAACGACGAUGGGACACCAGCUCCGGUCGAUCUCCAGUGGCUAUCGAUGAGCUGCAACGAUUAUAAUCUGACUGAAGAUAGUUGUGAAGAAAUUGAAUCAGCGGAAUUAUUAAUAGAGGGCCCACCAUUGGAAACUGGAUCGCAAUCUGCAACUGGAUUUAAUCCAUUGCUAAGUACUGUUUGUAACGAAACUUGCCCUGCGGGACCUCAAGGACCGCCGGGACCUAAAGGCGAGCAGGGCUUACUGGGAUAUACCGGGAUACCCGGUGUAAGAGGCAUGCAGGGACCACCGGGAUUAACUGGAGCUCCUGGACUUAAGGGGGAGAAAGGAGAGCGAGGUCUUCCCGGGAAUAGUGAAAAUGUAACUAUACUCCCUGGUGUGCCUGGUGAGCCAGGAAAACGAGGACCCAAGGGGGACAAAGGAGAUUUGGGACCAAAAGGCGAUCCAGGAGAGUUUGGUCCAGUCGGGCUACCCGGAAUACCAGGAUUUGACGGUCAAAAUGGUAAGCCUGGGCCCCAAGGGCCGAUCGGAUCUCGUGGCGAGCAGGGUCUCCCAGGUCCUCCGGGACCCGUAGCUCAUGUCAACACGUCUGUUCUUAUCGGUGCCAAGGGUGAUAGAGGAGCACCAGGAAAACCAGGUCGUGAUGGAGAGCCAGGACCUCGGGGUGCUACCGGCUCGGAUGGACACGAUGGAUUGCCUGGAGUGCAGGGUCCACCAGGUAUGCCAGGUCAACCUGGUGAAAGAGGCCCUGCGGGUCUAAAAGGCCCCGCGGGGGAAAGGGGCCCCGAAGGACCGCAGGGUUCAGAAGGCCCAAGGGGUCCCGCAGGACCUUCGGGCAGUCCAGGAUCUCCUGGCAUCAGCCAAUAUAGUUCUGCAUUGCCUGGACCACCAGGAGAACCAGGACAGAAAGGUGACGCUGGUCUACCCGGUGUUCCAGGACGGGACGGUCUGGAUGGAAUACCUGGUGCUCCUGGAGCCAGGGGACCUCCUGGAUUACCAGCACCGAGAGAUAUCAUAAUUGAGCCUCCCUCGAUAAGUGAAAUGGAUAUAAGGAAUAUCUGCGAAGACUUAAUGAGAGAUCGCUUUACGGAGUUAGCGGCAAGUUUAGUGAUACCAACAACUGCAGCAAGGAGAGGACCACCUGGAAAGCCUGGACCAGCCGGUCCUCCUGGGAUGCCAGGAGAACCGGGUGUUGCAGGCGAGAGAGGAUACCCUGGAGAGACCGGUGAGCCUGGAGUUCCGGGUCAUCCUGGCUCUAGAGGAGAAAAGGGAGAGAAAGGAGAACGAGGGCCCCAAGGUGUUGGUCUACCAGGAGUAGAUGGCCAGAGAGGAAUACAAGGUCCUAUAGGAGCACCAGGACCUGAGGGUAGACAAGGAGAGAGAGGCGCUCCAGGACGAGAAGGUGCAAUAGGACCUCGAGGUGUCCCAGGAGCCAGGGGGACUUGUGAAUGUCCGCUCUCUUACUACGUGUUUCCACCAAUGGGAAAUAAUAAAGGAUAAUAUUUAAAAUUUG